ACCCCCGUCCUCCCAGCGCGGGGAGGGGCGGGCGGCUGUAAACAAACAGCGCGGCGGGCGAUGGCGGUGGCAGUGGGCCGCGCUGGGGGUCUGUGAGUGCCGGUGUCCGCUGGUGCGGGGGCUGGCGGCUCCGGUGCGCUCCCCGUGCGGGGCCUGCGGCGGUGUGGGGCCGGGCCGGCGGCACACAUGGAUGACAGCAAGGUGGUUGGAGGCAAGGUAAAGAAACCAGGCAAGCGAGGUCGUAAACCAGCCAAAAUAGACUUGAAGGCAAAGCUUGAAAGAAGUCGUCAGAGUGCAAGAGAGUGCAGAGCCAGGAAGAAGCUGAGGUACCAGUACCUGGAAGAGCUGGUUUCAAGCAGAGAGCGAGCCAUCUGUGCUCUCAGAGAAGAGCUUGAAAUGUACAAGCAGUGGUGCAUGGCGAUGGACCAAGGGAAAAUCCCCUCUGAAAUAAAAGCCCUGCUAACUGGAGAGGAGCAGGGCAAAGCACAGCAGAACUCAACCAAACUUGCCAAGGCUGGGAAGACAGAAGCAAACUGCAGCAAUCCCUGAGGCCAAUGCAGAAGCUUCCACACUGCAGCAGAGAUAGCUUGGUAGCUAGCAGAAGAAUGCUGUUGUCAGAGAAGUGGAUGCAUUCCCCGGGUGCAGGGGGAAGGAUCCCAGUCUGCUGUUUUCUCUUUGCUCCUCCCCACAUGAAACUCUUUGAUUGUGGUGUUCCUAAACCUGCAUGGAGUGAGGCUUUUGGGGUAAUAGGUGUAAGGUAAUUUGUGUAAGUGGAGCCUUAUUCUUCCUUUCUCUACACACCUUCCCCAAAUACAGCUAUGGCAGCUUUUGGGCAUUCCCAAUAAGAGAUGGGGGCUACUUUUGUGUCAGAGCCCAGAAUUACACUGGCUUUGUGGUCAGAAGUUACAUGGUUAGUAACCGUUGUGGGAGUCUGUAAAAUAAAAGCAAGAGGAGGAUCUGGUAACAGUUUUGCUAAAGCCAAAUGGAGUACUGUAGGUUGAGGAGAAGGAACUGGAUCAAAAGCUUUCAGUAAGAAGGUUUAUAGUAGCGUAAUUUGUAACCUAAAUAAAGAUGUUGCUUUCAGCAUCCUUUUAUAAUGCAGCAUGUCUUUUAUGUUAUCGGGGCUCUUCAAGAGAGGUAUUAGAUAUCUUCCCUGCUUCUGCCUAUACUUCUUUUGCAGGAGGUAUUUUUCUCCCCCUGCUUCUGGUAAGAUAGUCAAAGCAUCUCCCUCUACCCUGCUUCCAGCAGUGGACAACUGCCAUCUCCUCCCACCUAUCAUGCCCUGCCCUCUUUUUGUAUCUACCUAUACUUUGGGCCCUAGUAUCUUUCUAGCCUGCAACUUAAUAUAAAUUCUGCUGUGCUAUCCUGGCUUCCCAGAAAAAGGUAAUGCCAAAAACUGGUUGCAAGGAAAACAAGUUGCAUAAAUUUGGUCUUGCAAUAAGAGAGGCAAUGGCAAACAUUUUGUGGGUUGAUUUACUCAUCCAAGAUAUUGGCCACUUUCCUUAGACUGCUCUUUCUCCUGUGUAUGCUUUUUGCAUGUAUAUGGUACAAAGUGGAGAGUGGAGCUCUCAAGAUUUUCAGUGGGGGCUUUGCUUACUUAUUUUCUGUUUUGUUUGUGACAAUGUCUUUCUUUGUAUUAUAUGCAAUGCAUGGAACAUUUUUUUUAAUCUUAUGUUUUCUUCUUUGUUUCAUAGAAUAAAUAUUAUAUGGAAUGAC
Grus americana (Whooping crane) is the source of this 1716-nucleotide messenger RNA. It is a transcript of the gene CREBL2, whose product is annotated as cAMP responsive element binding protein like 2. Gene Ontology annotation, molecular function: DNA-binding transcription factor activity. Gene Ontology annotation, biological process: regulation of DNA-templated transcription. Gene Ontology annotation, cellular component: nucleus. The record is from RefSeq and is a predicted model, not a curated record. The transcript is spliced from 4 exons. NCBI's taxonomy places the organism in Eukaryota, Metazoa, Chordata, Aves, Gruiformes, Gruidae. Bases 187 to 549 code for a protein of 120 amino acids.